UUAAAACGAGUAUUUUUGAGGUGUUUUUGCAGAUCAUAUUUUUCAGUCUUCGUUUCUGUUUCGUGAAUUUUUUCUGUGAAACUGUUAACAGAAAAUACAAAAAUAACAAUUGCAUCAACAAUCAAACACAUUUUGCAAGAAGAGGUACGUCUCUUGAAUCAACUUUACUUUAUUCCAGUUACGAUUCCAAUCCAUCAGAAUGUCGAAAGCACACCCACCGGAACUCAAAAAAUACAUGGACAAAAAGCUGACUUUCAAAUUGAACGGUAAACGAGUGGUGAAUGGAAUUUUGCGCGGAUUUGAUCCUUUUAUGAACCUGGUAGUCGAUGAAGCGGUAGAAUUAAGGCGAGAUAAAACCCAAAAACCGUUAGGAAUAGUGGUCAUAAGAGGAAAUUCUAUCGUUAUUAUGGAAGCUUUGGAAAGGGUGCAGUGACAUUGUAAACGGUUUUAUGCUGAUGAAGUGAAAGCAAAUAUUUCUCAUGAUGUUUAUUCGUUCUCAGCAAUUCUAAAAGUCUAUUCGUCUUAUUACCAUAUUUUAUUGUAUGUUUUGUCUAAAUGGUGAGAUCUCAAUAUUUCCAAAUAAGAGGCAUACAUCGGAUUAUUUUUAAGUACAUCUUUCAACUAUAUAAGUUUCACUGUACAGUAGAUUGUUCUCUUAUGUUCCAAAAAUCUCUCCAAUAACUUUUGAUUUUUUAUAAUAAGAUUUUGAGCAAAUGUAUUUUUUCAAGUAGUUGGUUGACCAACCUCAUAUUCUAUAGAAAUGUACGUCUCUAUCCAUGUUUACAUACGAUCAAUAUAAAUUCCAACUCCAAA
Messenger RNA from Planococcus citri (citrus mealybug), 813 nucleotides. It is a transcript of the gene SNRPG, whose product is annotated as small nuclear ribonucleoprotein G. Gene Ontology annotation, molecular function: RNA binding. Gene Ontology annotation, biological process: spliceosomal snRNP assembly; mRNA splicing, via spliceosome. The transcript is spliced from 5 exons. Gene Ontology annotation, cellular component: U2 snRNP; U5 snRNP; precatalytic spliceosome. Lineage: Eukaryota; Metazoa; Arthropoda; Insecta; Hemiptera; Pseudococcidae. The record is from RefSeq and is a predicted model, not a curated record. The coding region runs from base 200 to 433 and encodes 77 amino acids.